AUGGAUAAAAAUCAAAAUAUUUUGAAUAAAAUUAAUAUAUCUUCGCAAUCAACAAAGAUUGCUAAAAUUGAAAAUGAUUUACAAAACUGGAGUAUUCCAGAAGAACCUUACAAAAAGAUUUAUCAAUUAGGUAACUUUAGUUUCCUCACUCGUUGCAAUAUCAAGACUUGUGAAUCUACUAUUGCCAUUAACAAUUCUUCUGAAAUUGUUCGUCUUCUUAAAGACAAAGAUCUAGACAGGUACAAAUCUAGCUUCAACUAUUUGCAUAUUGGUUUAGUUCAAGUUGCUGUAAAACCUCUGUUCAGAAAAGGUCUUGAUAUUCCUGUCUGCGUUCUCCUUAGAGAUGACAGAUUUCUUAAUUUUGAUGAUUCCCUUCUUGGAUUACUCCAAAGUAAUCUCACUGAUGGACCAGUUUACUUCAACUGUUAUCCUAACUUCUCGGUUGACAUUAAUGAUCCUAAUGUCACAGACACUCUGACUCUCAAUGUCAAAACCAAAAAUCUCAAUAGCAAAACGGAUUCUAGAGAAAUUGUUGUAGUCUAUAGGGUUUAUUAUAGACUUAUGAAAACUCAACUUGCUCCAAAAGCGUGUCUUGAAAGCGUCAGAGGAGAAACCAUGCUCAUGGAAGCUAACCACUCACAUAGUUCCAUUUUUGUUCCUAGAACCUUAUAA
Solanum lycopersicum (tomato) is the source of this 672-nucleotide messenger RNA. NCBI's taxonomy places the organism in Eukaryota, Viridiplantae, Streptophyta, Magnoliopsida, Solanales, Solanaceae. The record is from RefSeq and is a predicted model, not a curated record.